UGCGUUGUCGAUUCAGAUUUUUCAGAGCUCUGGAUGGAUGACUUGUACACAUUUGAAGUGUUGGCUGCGGUCAACAAAAUCACUCAAGAAAUACUGAACCAUACAGGUAGGCAUCAAUGACAAGACAUUAGCUGAGUUUGUAAUAGCCCUCCAUGAUCAGUCCAAGACUCUUCCGGAGUUCAAGCAAAGGCUUCAAGAAGUGGGGGCAGAAUUCCCUGACUCCUUUGUUGAAAAUAUGGAUCGGCUUAUUUUAAAUAUGCACCCAAAGCACAAGAAACGGUCCACGAAUACCAAGUCCAGGAUGGUAGACGCGAGCCUGGCAGCCGAGGAGUUGGUAUUAUCAGAGAAGGAGAAAAAGGCUCGAAUGUUUCCCGGUUUGUCGAAACCUGACCAGGAAUGGCGGCCAUCGGAUGAGUUUGAUGCCCCCGUCGAAGACGCAACUGCCAAAGAGGUUGACGAUCUUAUGUCCCAACUCGAAGGCGUUGCGAAUAAGCGCGCACGUAAUCGCCCCACUGCAGGUGAUUUCCUUGAAGCGAAUGGGGAACCAUCUCCUAAACGUCGUCGUCCGAACUCACCCAGCCCUCCUCGUCACCCACCGCGACGAAGUCCUAGCCCUCCCCGAGAUCGCGACGGCAGGGGCGGUUACUCUAGGGGGCGCUCCCAGACAAAUGGGAGGGUUCAGCUUGAUUCAAAACCCGUUCUCUACAAGAUCUAUAAUGCUCGAGUUUCAAGUCUGAAGGAAUUUGGUGCUUUCCUUCAACUCGAUGGUGUUGAGGGAAGGGCCGAAGGGCUGUGUCACAUUUCCGCCAUUCAGGCAGGUGGGGGGAGGGUCAACUCCCCUGCUGACCUAUUGUCUCGUGGUCAGUCCGUUAAAGUGAAAGUGAUGAGUAUUGCGGGAAGCCGAAUCAGUUUAUCGAUGCGGGAUGUUGAUCAACGGACAGGGGACGAUCUCACCCCACAUUUGCGAAUCAAAUCAGACGCUGAACUGGCAGAGGAAACCCGACGGCAUGCCGAGCGAGCAUCUUCUUCCAAUGCUAUUCCUCUUGGUGGAUUCGCCGGAGAGGCCGCAUCCCAUUCGGCGAGACGCCUCACUUCCCCGAACGAUGGGAGAUCAAACAACUCAUUGCAUCCGGGGCGAUUGACGCUUCCGAAUACCCGAAUAUCGACGAUGACUUUAACUCGCCAAUGGCGAAAGCUGAAGUAGAAGAAGAACUUGACGUUGAAGUUCGUGAGGAGGAACCGCCUUUCCUUCGAGGACAGACGAAGCAGACUUU
Cantharellus anzutake is the source of this 1274-nucleotide messenger RNA. RefSeq lists its product as uncharacterized. Gene Ontology annotation, biological process: RNA stabilization. The coding region runs from base 236 to 1204 and encodes 322 amino acids. The transcript is spliced from 3 exons. Gene Ontology annotation, molecular function: RNA binding. NCBI's taxonomy places the organism in Eukaryota, Fungi, Basidiomycota, Agaricomycetes, Cantharellales, Hydnaceae. The record is from RefSeq and is a predicted model, not a curated record.